Messenger RNA from Cotesia glomerata, 2224 nucleotides. Its product is annotated as zinc finger and SCAN domain-containing protein 31-like. NCBI's taxonomy places the organism in Eukaryota, Metazoa, Arthropoda, Insecta, Hymenoptera, Braconidae. The transcript is spliced from 6 exons. Bases 948 to 2159 code for a protein of 403 amino acids. The record is from RefSeq and is a predicted model, not a curated record. Gene Ontology annotation, cellular component: nucleus.
AAUAAUUAUAAAAAAGAUAAAGCAACAUAGUAAUGAAGCCUGUAGCUAAAUAUAUGUAGCAGAGUUAUCAUACCUCGUUGUUAAAAAUAUUGAGUAUUUAUAGUCGAAUGAAUACACGCAGGCAAUAGACAUCUUGAACGUGAGAAGCAAGAAGCAAUAAGCAAGGUGAGUAUUCGCUGGAAGGAGGCAUACAGGUAUAGCCAGAGUAAAGCUGGAGUGGAAGAAAAGAGAGCCCUGGGGCCUGGAGGAGCAAGAAUAUAUAAGAAUAUAAGAAUAUAAGCCAAGGCGUAUACAAGAUAUAACGUGUUGAAGCGAAAAGGGACAAGAGAGAAGAAUACCGGCUUGUAUUGAGCUUGUCCAAAGCAGGUUGGCAGCCAAUCGUUUCGGAAGCAAAGAGAAGAUACUGAUGAUGCUGCUGAGAAUAUACCAAAGAGGAUAAUAAAAUAUAAGAUGAUAAAAGCUGGAGAGAGACGGAGAUUAAUUGCGGAGAGACAGGUGCCGCGAGUCGCCCACGUGGUUUUAAAGAGACUAACAGACUAAGACCGGAGUAGUAGAUGGGAGAAGACAAGCCAACAGCAAACAGUAUAAUGAUGACCAACGGACAACCGCUGGCUUCCUUCUGCUGGACAAACGCAUUCAACAGAUAGUGAUAGUAGACCGUUUUAUGCAUCCACUUGCCAGAGCAUCAAGUGGGAGAACCAUCAGCUCUAAUACCACCAAUAGCUGCACUUUCACAAGGGUAGGGCUGGCUACUCAUUCGGUAGCAAAUGCUGCUAACCCGUCGCAAGGUCAAGAUCAGUCGGCUAAUCCUUUUCAGUCUGCCAAGGGCCGAGCACCGAGUAGUACUUAAUAUUUUUAUUUACUGUGAUUUGUGAAGAAAUUUCGGUUUUUUUUUUUUUUUUUUUUUUUUUUUGAUGGAUCUUAAGAAGAAUAUACUUUUGUAGAUCAUGGAAACUUGUGUACUGAUUCCUAGGGAAUUUUCCCUGGCUCUUGCGACGGAUCACGACAGAAAUUCAUGCUCGGAAAUUUUUAAAACUGAAGCAAGAUCCUUUUCUGCUGAUGUUAGGAUUUCUGUUUGGUCUAAUGUUUUUAUUCCUUCGGAAACUUUGAUCUAUCCGUUUCAAGGGUCUAUUCGGUUUGAUAAAAUUGAUCUUUAUUCGCUGCUUGAUGAUAAUGAUAUUAGACGUGAAUACGGUUGUUACGACGAAGUAUCAUUUUCAAACUACAAUCUCAACAAACGGCAAUGUAAUUGGAUAAGAUUUUUACGAAUUGUACAAAGUUAUAGCGAUCAAGUAAAUCUUAUCGGUACAAAAGUGAAGGGUGAUCCAAUAUUUGAAGUUAUUAAAGACGUCGAACCGGAUUCAGAGCUUGUUGCAUGGUUUUUACCAGCAUCUCAUGAAGACCUCGUCUUCAUAUCGCGUGACUUUUGCUCGCGUUCAGCAAUCUACAGGUGCACCAUCGACUCGAUUCUUGCUGAUUCACCUUUAGAUCUUUCAAAAACAUUACUUUCACAUCAAAAUUCAUCACCUGUUAGAACAUCAUAUUACGAACCAGAUGAAUAUGAAUCAACGUCUGAAGAAUCAUCUUCAUCUACUUUAUCGUUAACAAGUGAUCAUUUGGACUGCAGUAUUGUUACAACGAUAAAAAGAGGAGAACGUAUUCUUCUUCCUUGUGAAGUAUGUGGAAAAUCUUUUGACAGACCGUCUUUACUCAAGCGACAUAUGAGAACACAUACAGGAGAGAAACCCCACAUUUGCAUGGUCUGCAACAAAGGAUUUUCAACCUCAAGUUCCCUAAAUACACACAAACGGAUCCACAGCGGGGAAAAGCCUCACCAGUGCCUAGUAUGUGGAAAAAAGUUCACGGCCUCAUCAAAUCUGUACUACCACCGGAUGACUCAUAUCAAGGUGAAGCUUCAUCUAAGAGUAAUAUCCGUUACUCCUACAUCACAAGAAAAACCGCACAAAUGUUCUCAGUGCUCUAAAUCAUUCCCGACACCUGGGGACCUUAAAAGCCACAUGUAUGUUCACAAUGGACUCUGGCCCUUCAGGUGUCAUAUUUGCAAUAGAGGAUUUAGCAAGCCGACCAAUCUUAAAAAUCACAUGCUUCUACACCUCGGCAGAUGCUCAAAUAAAAAAUUCAUUAAGGCUGAUUUAUGAAUAUGUACUAGAUUUUUAUAUCAAGGACAGUUUUUCAAUCCGAGAUAAAAUUUUAGCCGAUACCA